Messenger RNA from Heteronotia binoei (common prickly gecko), 3510 nucleotides. RefSeq names its product ankyrin repeat domain 24 (gene ANKRD24). Bases 101 to 3409 code for a protein of 1102 amino acids. The record is from RefSeq and is a predicted model, not a curated record. The transcript is spliced from 20 exons. Lineage: Eukaryota; Metazoa; Chordata; Lepidosauria; Squamata; Gekkonidae. Gene Ontology annotation, molecular function: actin binding.
CUGCAGGCUGCCUUCAUCCUCAGCAUCAGGACCAGAAAGCUCCAUCCUUUAUCCUUCUCCAGCGUCGCCAGGCCAGGUGUCCGGCCGGUCAGUUGCAUGGAUGGCUGCGCGGUAUCUCCUGGGAGGAACCAUGAAGCAGAUUUGCUUCUGUGCCGCUUCCUCCUUUGCAAGUCAAGACUGGAGCAAGAACGACGAGAAACUCCUGCAGGCCGUGGAGUACAACGAUGCAGAGAGAGUCGCUUCUCUUCUUCUCCGGAAGGGCCUUGUGUCCACCAAACUGGACUCGGAAGGAAAAUCUGCGUUCCACCUGGCUUCCAUGAAAGGGAAUGUGGACUGCUUAGAAGUGAUGCUGGCUCAUGGAGCAGAUGCCAUGACGACCGACAGCUCAGGUUACACGGCUUUGCAUCUCUCGGCAAAACACGGUCACCCACAGUGCAUAAGCAAACUAUUGCAGGCAUCCUGCCCUGUUGACGUGGCAGACAGCAAUGGACGGACUGCUCUGCAUCAUGCAGCUCUCAGUGGAUGCAUCUCUUGCUUGGAGAUUCUCUGUGAUUUCAAGGCUUCUUUGAACACCAAGGACCAGGAUGGGGCAACCCCGCUGAUUCUAGCAGCCAAAAUGAGCCAUUCGGAGCUCUGCCGUUACUUGCUUCACCGGGGAGCAGCUGUGAAUGCAAGAGAUCAACGGGGCCGAACAGCUCUGAUGGUGGCUUGCGAGAACGGCAGCGUGGAGACAGUGGAGGUUCUCAUCCAUGGUGGGGCCCGGGUCGGUCUUGUCGACGCCACGGGGCAUGACGCAGUUCACUAUGGUGCAGCCAUGGGCAAUGCCCUCAUUCAGCACUACCUGCAGGAGGCGGCCCACCGCCACUCUUGGGCCAGUGAGGAAUCAGCUGAAUUAUCCUCGCAGGCUUCCUCCCCCCGGCAGUCUCUGUCAAAGGGGAAGAACAGCAGCCCGAGGAAGAGGAAAGCUCCCCCACCACCUCCAAGCGCCCCCAACCAGCAUGCCCCUCACCCGCCGGACCACGCUUCAUCUUCCGCUGAACGGAGCAACCGGGUAGUCACUGCCAAGCCCGCCAGGGGGCACUCCAUCCCAACAGACGCGGAGGACCGUGAGGCUUACGAAGAGAUUGUGCGACUGCGACAGGAGAGGGCCCAGUUUCUGCAGAGGAUCCGGAGCCUGGAGAUGCAGGAAGAGAAGCAGAAGCAAGAGAGACCGGGGCUGGAGGAUGACACCUUACAUACAAUGGAGAAACAGAUACAAGAUCUUCAGAAGCAACUGGCUGAGAAAACAGAUGAGAAGGAGAAUUUGGGGAAAGAACUGGAGUUCCUACGGAGCCGUCUCUCAUCCGUGGAGAAUGAGAAAGAGAACACCAGCUAUGACAUUGAGACCCUGCAGGAUGAAGAACUGCUGGAGUUCCCAGGGGCAGAGCUGCUGCUAUCCAAAAAGAGCCUGAGCAUCUCUACAGAGGAACUCUUGGCCACCCUACAGGGCCAGGUGCAGUCCCUGACUCAAAAGAACAAAGAGCUGAUGGAGAAAAUACAGAUCUUGGAGAACUACGAGAGGGAUGAGAGUGACGCGGAUGCCUCUGGGGACUUCAUUCCUGUCAUCUUGUAUGACUCACUGAAGUCGGAGUUCGACAAGCUGAAGGCACAGCAUGCCGAUGCCCAGGCAGCCUUGGAGGUUCUGGAAGGGGGCAGCACCACCAACGAGGCCUCCGGCAAGCUCAUCUCAGCAGAGGCUUACGAGAUCCUGAAGUCCGAUUACGAGCAGCAGAUCCGAGCCCUCAAGGGGGCUCUGGAGAAGAGCAGCUCACCAACCGAGGGGAAGAGCACAGACCGAGAGAACAGGAACUCCGGCUUGGGGAUGGAAGAGGAGAAGGAAGCAAUGAGAAUCAAGUUGGAAGAGAUGGCCAAAGAACUGAGCGAGACCCACGAGAAAUAUCAGGCUGCCCUCAAGGAGGCAACGCUCCUUCAGGAACAAAUUGAGUUGGGAAUCCUAUCAGUGGAGGAGAAGGAUGCUGUGGAGAGCUCCAGAGUGGAACUAGAGAUGGUGAAGGCCGCUCUGCACCAGGCUCAAGAGGACCUGAAAGAGCGAGAGUUGAAGGUGAAGGAACUGGAGGGAUGGCUGAAGGAAACAGCUGUGCAGGGUCCUCCCACAAAGGAGUUCGAGGAGAUGAAGGCCUCCCUUGUGGUCUCCCUGGAGGAGGCCUCCAGAGAGAAGGAGGCCCUGCUGAAGAGGUGCAGCUCCGCCGAGGCGGAGGCGAAAGAACUGAGAGAAACCUUGAAGGAGAAAAUCUGUGAGAUGGAAAAGGCCAAAGGAGGCCUCUCAGAGAGCCAGGGCCUGCGGGGGGAGGUCAGUGGAUUACAGAAGCAGCUAGAAGCCGCAACGAAGAGGAACGAGGAAGCGCAGGCUCAGAUGGAGAAGCUCAAAGAGGGGCACAAGAAACUGGAGAAGGAGAUUCAGGCCUCCAAGGACCGGGUAGCCUCCCAGUAUAUCCUCAGGCAGGAGCACGAGGCAAUGGUGGCGAAAGCGAUGUCAUCACUUUCAGAGGCUGAAGGGCAGCUGGCAGAGCUGAAGGAGAAGCACGGUGCCACCCAGAAGGAGCUGGCGGAACUGCAGAAGAAGUCGGAGAGCUACAGACGAGAGUCGGUGCCCCUGACAGAGCAUGCUCGUGCCAAGGAGGCCCUGGAGGGUACCUUGUGGGAGCUGAAGGCCAAGUCUAAACUUUUGGAGCAAGAGCUGAACGCCAAGAACAAGGAGUUCACCCGGCUGCAGGUGGAGUUGGACGCCGUCCGGCAGGAUGCAGUCUCCAAGGAAGUCCACGAGCAGCUCCGGGCCAGCCUGCAGGGUGAAGUGGAAGCGCUGAACGCCAAGCUGGCUGAUUUGGGGCGGAAGCAUGAACGCACCUGCACUGAGGUCUUCCAGGUGCAGCGGGAGGCGCUCUUCAUGAAGAGCGAGAAGCAUGCGGCCGAGGCCCAGCUGGCUGCAGCAGAGAAACAACUGAAGAGCUUGCGAGCCGAGUCGGACAGGAUCCAGGAGCUGCACAGCCACAUUGAGGACUCGGCAAAGUUGGUCAAGGAGAAGGACAAGAAGAUCACAGAACUUUCAAAGGAGGUCUUCAAGUUGAAAGAGGCUUUGAAUGAACUGUCGGAACUCUCCGGCCAGGCGGGGGCCUCGCCCAAAGCAGCCUCGCCCCAGAAGACAGAGAAUCGGCAGGAGGUGGCCACCCUCCAGGGCAAAAUCAAUGACCUGGAGCAGCAGUUGGUUGAGGCUGAGAAACGACACACCAAUGUAGUUUCUUUGUACAGGGGACAUCUUCUCUAUGCUAUACAGGGCCACAUGGACGAAGACAUCCAGAGGAUUCUCUUCCAAAUCUUGAAGAUGCAGAGGCUCCAAGAGCAGGGAAGAUGAAGCAAAAGGGUGGAAGGAGCCGAGCUCUGACUCUGGGGGGGCGGGAGGGGAGGAAGGCCGAGCUAUUCCUUACAGGGGGAUUCUAGAGAACUUGCACAAUC